Molecule: messenger RNA, 2100 nt
Organism: Tripterygium wilfordii
Lineage: Eukaryota; Viridiplantae; Streptophyta; Magnoliopsida; Celastrales; Celastraceae
Product: abscisic acid 8'-hydroxylase 3-like
Exons: 9
Coding region: 374-1846 (490 amino acids)
Biological process (GO): sterol metabolic process; brassinosteroid biosynthetic process; multicellular organism development
Molecular function (GO): monooxygenase activity; oxidoreductase activity, acting on paired donors, with incorporation or reduction of molecular oxygen; iron ion binding
Source: RefSeq, a predicted model, not a curated record
CCUAGCUGCUAUCAUCGAACACAAGUAAAUGCUUCAGUUAGUAAUAUUCUUUGCAUAAUAAGACCAAAACAUAGCUUCAUAGCUUAAUCUUCUGCUACUUUAUGAUUCGCUGGAAUGUCUCAUAUUGUCAUAAUCAAUCAAUCAAUCAAUAUCAAAUGAAUUAACAUUAACAUAUGUAGUGUAGAACUUGUCUUUAACAAUGAUGGAUCUUGGUAUGUUUGUGCCAAAGCAUACUCUCCUACAGAUGCUUUCUUAUUGUUUAAAAUAAUCUCAUGCCGGGCUCAUCUUGUCACAUUAGUCGUUCACUACUGCUCUAACGUAGUAAUAUAAGAAGAAGUGUUUAAUCUUCCAACCUCUUAAGCAGUGAACAGACAUGAUGAAUCUGUGCAAGGAAGAGCUUUUCUUGUUUAUAAAUGCAUACUAUGGCUUCAUCUUGGUUGCAGUUGUUUCUUUAGGAGUCACAGUACUCUUAGUCUCAAAAGAUGUGAGAUUAAGGGAGAGACGGGACAUCUCCAUCCCCGGGCAACUGGGUUUGCCUUUCUUUGGUGAAAUAUUUUCCUUCCUUUCAGCCUCCAACAGCACCAAAGGAACCUAUGAAUUCGUCAGACUCCGACGAUUAUGGUAUGGACUGUGGUUCAAGACAAGGAUCUUAGGCAAGAUACAUGUGUUUGUCCCAAGUACAGAGGGAGCAAAAAGGAUACUGACCAAUGAAUUUGGGCUGUUCAAAAAAGAAUUUGUAAAACCAAUGGGAGAUUUUGUUGGGAAGAAAAGCUUAUUUUCUGCACCUGCUGAGAGCCACAAAAGGAUUAGGCGUCUUCUCUCCGAUCCUUUCUCCAUGAAUUCUUUGCAUAGAUUUGUUGAGGAAUUUGACAAUAUGCUGGUUCAAAGGUUGAAGAAGUUGGAAGAGAACGGGAAAAGCUUUUCGAUGCUCGAGUUUUGUAUGAAGUUGACAUUUGAUGCAAUCUGUAACAUGCUGAUGGGCAUCAUGGAUGAGAACUUGUUGAGACAGAUUGAUAGAGACUCUAAGUGUGUGUCUGAUGCCUUGUUAUCCUUCCCUUUAAUGAUUCCUGGAACCAGAUACUACAAAGGCAUCAAGGCACGAGACAGGUUAAUGGAAAGGUUUAGAGAGAUAAUUGACCGAAGGAGGAGUGGUAUGGAGUGUCAGGACGACUUCUUGCAGUCCAUGUUAUCAAGAGAUUCAUACCCAUCUGAUGAGAAACUCGAUGACUCGGAAAUCAUGGAUAACAUUCUAACAAUGUUACUUGCAGGACAGACCACCACUGCAGCUACUCUAAUGUGGUGUGUCAAGUUUCUUGAUGACAAUAGAGAAGUCCAGGACAAGCUCAGGGAAGAACAACUGCACAUAUCACAGAACAAGGCACGGGGGUACUCACUUUCCAUGGAAGAUGUUAAAAGCAUGUCCUAUGGUGUGAAGGUUGUCAAAGAAACACUGAGAAUGGCCAACGUUGUUCUAUGGUAUCCUCGUGUUGCCCUUGAAGACUGCACAAUCGAAGGUUUUGAAAUAAAGAAAGGGUGGCGCCUAAACAUCGAUGCUUCGUACAUACACUACGACCCAGAAUUAUACAAGGAUCCUACACAAUUCAAUCCAUUGAGAUUUGAUGAAAUACAAAAACCAUACAGUUUAAUACCAUUCGGAUCAGGACCUCGGACAUGCAUAGGAAUGAAUUUGGCAAAAGUGGCUAUGUUGGUCUUCUUACACCGGCUAACUACUGGAUACAGAUGGACGGUAGAUGAUCCAGAUCCCAGCCUAGAGAAGAAGGCAUUUGUUCCAAGGCUGAGGAGUGGCUUGCCCGUAACCUUAAAGCCCUUAGAAGGAGGAAGAUAGGCAUCAAGACAUGGGAGUCAAACACUAUUGCUUUGUGUUUAAAGGGGACUUCUCUUCAUGUAAUAAGUACUAUAAUAGUGUGCGCUAUUUUUGGGCGUGCGUGUUUGGUCAAGGUCGCGUGAGAAGUCAAAUGUUUGGUUUUUAUAUUGUAUUUGAAUUGAAUGUGUGCAUGGUGAAGAAGUCUGUGCUCUAAAAGAGUAAAAGGAUAGCAGCAAUAAGACACUAAUACUAGCUUGUGUGAUGUAUGCAUAUCA